Musca domestica (house fly) is the source of this 6408-nucleotide messenger RNA. RefSeq names its product collagen alpha chain CG42342. Lineage: Eukaryota; Metazoa; Arthropoda; Insecta; Diptera; Muscidae. Bases 2274 to 5417 code for a protein of 1047 amino acids. The transcript is spliced from 19 exons. The record is from RefSeq and is a predicted model, not a curated record.
UAAAACCUGUGAAUGUUGCGCGUCGCAUUGUUGGAUACAACUGAUUUUUCCGUUACGCAUAAAUUCAAUUGAACGUGUUCGGGCAACGAAACAACAGCACACACACACACGGUAGUUGCUCACAUAAUAUCCGUUUCAUUCCAUUUUGGAGCACACAACAAGAAAAGGAGAAAUAAAUGAAAGUGUUGCUGGCACAAAAAUUGCAGAGGAGUGCGGUGUCAUCAAAUGAGCAUAGCAGAGAAACGGAAUAAAAUUCACCACUGCUGUCGGCAUCCAACCGACCAACCAAUCCACUGAUGGAUUCUAGAGUUUCCGUUUCAGUUGCACGGUGACUUGCACUAACAACGGGUGGUUGGUUCUUUGCGCGCUACGCAAAACUUCGCAACACAGAGUCCUCUUUCGCUGUGACAAACAAACGAAAUAAACGAUUCGGUCUCGCCAAAUAACGGUAAAUGCAAGAAUAUUUUUUGUGGUGUUUGAAAAAGAAAAGAUAAUUGAAAAUAAGAAAUAAUAUUUUGCAAAUGUGAAUUUGUGAGUGAAUGUGUUUAUCCUCCCCUCUCGAAUGGAAUAAAUAAAUGAAUAACAACAAAACAUAAUCAUAAUAAUAAAAAGGAAACCUGAAUAAAAAAUAGCAAAGGGAAAAGGAAUAACAACAAAAAGUCAAGUGAAGUGAAUUAUUACCCUGAAAUAAAUCUUUUUUCUUUUUUCGGGUGGCAUAACGUAAAUGCAACAACAAAAAAAGUCGUCAUAACAAAAAGUGCCAAAUAAAGUGAGAUUUGUUAUUUCUGGUUUUAAACAACAACAGCAUCAAAGAAAAGUGAAGAAGAGUAACAACAAAUAUUGAAUAUUAAACAAAACAACAAUAGCAGCAGCAACAAUAAUAAUAACAAGGAAUUACUUUUAUCUUUGAGAUCUGAGAGAAGAAGAAAGAAAGAAUUUUAAAGUGUGUUCUGUGUGAAAAUUUGUUCUAAUUUGAUUAAUGAUAAAAUCCAUUUUAUGAAGUGAAAAAUAUAAAUAAAUAUUUAGCCAUUUUUGGAAUUUUCAACAUAUUCGGAUUAAAGCCUUAAAUGUAUUGUUUGACAUUCCUUUGGACUGGUCUUAAAUUAAACUGGUAGUCAAGCCAAAAAAACUGAAACCAGACAUCUGAAGGAUCAGCAGCAGAAAAAACCAAACACUGAAAGUGACAAAAUUUCAAAUACAAAAAAGAAUAGAAAAACAAAGAAUAAAUGUUGUUGUGUUAGUUUGUUUAAGAAGUUACAAGAAACGGCAACACUUUGGCGAAACAAAAGCCAGCAAAAAACGAACGAAAAAAAACCGGCUAAACCAGGACACACACAAGCUAUGAUAAGUGUUAGACAGCCAGGCCGGCAGUAUUGGUAACAAGAAUAACAGUCUAACGAGGAAAAAAACAAAGGAUUUCGAAAAAAAGAAACGAGAGAAAAAACUGAAACCCAACAGGAUGUUAUGUAGAGCAAUUUGAUAGUCCUUGGAGCAUGUAUUGCCAUGGUUACCCUACUGCCAUGUUGUUCGAAACGUUUUUGAUGAGGCUAGAAGAUUUAUGAAAAAAGAAAACAAUCAUUUGAGAAGACAAAAAAAAAAACACUCAAUCGCUCACUCCCCCCACUCCCUGGCUACCUGGAUUGAAUUGCAGAGAAAACUACUCUCGCCGGAGUAACAGAGAAAAAGAAGUGAAAAAGAAAAACAAACAUUAGAGUUUGUUUUCAUUUUGGUUGUCUUUAACGCACUCGCCCUCUCACCCCUCUCUGGCCGCUCUGUGCACUCUCAGCCCUCUCUUGGGCUCUCUGUUUUCCAUUUCCUCCCCCUGAUUUUGAGUUGUUCCACGGGUUUCCAUUACAAACCACUCAAACACACGCACUCUUACAACGCUCUUGCUCUCCCACCGCAGGGGCCUCUCUCUCCCUUGUCAGUCGUUGUAAUGCCCUCAAGCUGGUGUGUCCAUAGUUUACAUUCAGUUUACUUUUGCAUGAUUUGACAGCAGCAUCGUCGUCAUCAUCAUCGUCAAGAGCAGCAGCCAAAGGAAUAACGACACAGACAGAACGUCGUAUUCGUCGUCGUUGUCACAACAGAAUAAAAAACAAUUACCUCACAAGAAAUCAAGGAAAGAAAGAAAACGAAACAAAAAAUAAACAAAGGAGCCAAAAAUAACAAAAGGAUAUUUUCCCAGCAAAACUGACACUCGAUUGCGAAAGAGGAGAGGAAACUAUUCUCGAGGAUUAGACAAAGGAGAAAAUUAGAAGCUCGCCACGGGAGUCAUGAGAAAAAAGGAUCUGGGUGAUGAGAGGACGACAACAAUAACACCCAGUGCUGCAAUAAAUUCCAUGAGGACAGCAGCAACAACAACAAUGUCAACAAACGGCAACAACAAUGACAAUAUGCUGGGCUCAACGACAAACGAAUCAAGUGCAGGCCCAGCCAAGAUAGUUUCCUAUCAUCAGCAGCAGCACAAUCAAAACAAUGACCACAGUGCUAAAACAACAGCAACAACAACAAAACCAGCAACAUAUCAGGACAAUAAAGGCAGCAACAAAAUGCCACAACAGCAACAACUACAAGCCCAUCAACAUUUGAGAGACAGCGACAGCAGUCCAUCACCACAAAUGUCAAAUGCACAAAACCGAACGCAAACUAGUCGCCUUGAAGGAUUUAAUCAGCAGCAGCAACAGCAACAACAGCAACAUAAACGAAAUCCUUCCUUAGCUACAGCCAAAGCUAGUGCACCACAGCCUUUAUCUUCCGCUUCUUCCUCGUCGUCUCACCUACCAACCAUUAAAACAAAAUCAACAACAAACACAACGGAUACCACAACUCCUGCUGCCUUAAGAAGCAAAGGAGUCAGCAGCCCCACAUCAACGCUAAUCAAACCACCUGCAUCAUUCCAUCUCAAAACGCUAAUUGCCUCCACACCUCUAACAACGUCCUCCGUCGCCGACAGCACCUCGAAAUCAGCUUCAUCAUCAGCGAAAUCUGCCUCCCUCUCACUGCUGCACAUAUUUUUCUUUUUAAUUUGCCUCAGCUCACUGGGCUUUUCGCUGUACGGCAAUAUACGGCAGACCCACAUGGAACAUUCGCUGCGUCACUUGCUGCAGCUGGAGGAACGUCUUGGCAGUGUGGAAAUGGAAUUACGUUUGCAACAACAGCAACUACAACAGGUCAAUGCGGAUUUACAAAGGCAGGCGGAGGAAAGGCAAUAUCAGCAACGUUUGCCAAAGUCGUUUGGUAGCCAAGAAGACAUUAACGCCUCGGAAAACCCCGCCGAUGAUGAAGACCCCGACAUGGAUGAUGAAUUUGAAGAUAGCGAUAGCAUUUUGGAUGAUGCCUCGGAUUAUACGGUGUCCUCGUCGCAGCGUCAUGGUUUGCGGGAACGUGGUCUCAAUUCCAUUCUCCAUUUGGAUAAUGCCAAAGAUGUUAGCCAGGCUGUGAGGCUUCUCACACGCCAGGUUGGCGAAUUGCAUCGUCUGCGUAGAGAUGUUUCACAAUUACAAAUUAGCCGGCGUCAGCAUAGCAGACGACAAACGGGCGUUGGCUCGGGUAUGGGUGGUGGCGGAGGAGGAGGAGGCGGUGGCCUCAGCUCCUCACAUGAACAACGUUUGGCGCCCUUCCAAGAAUGUGGAUGUCCACCAGGUCCUCCCGGCCCACCAGGUCCACCCGGCAAACGGGGGAAACGUGGCAAGAAAGGUGAUCCUGGCGAGAAAGGAGAUCCGGGCAUGAAUGGCAUUAAUGGCGAAAAAGGUGCCCCUGGCAGACCGGGUGACAAAGGCUCCAAAGGAGAUGUUGGCCAUCCGGGCAUUGAUGUUUUCCAAACAGUUAAGGGCCUUAAGCGAUCUGUAACAACGUUACAUGGCGGUACCUUAGGCUAUGCGGAAAUUGUAGCAGUCAAGGGUUUACAAGAAGCCGGUGUUAAUGUUUCAACGGCAACUGUAAUACAAUUGAAGGGUGAACCUGGCGAACCCGGUCCUCCAGGCCCACCAGGGCCCCCAGGUGAUAUUGGCUCACCCGGCCUUAAUGGUGAACGUGGUCCACCCGGUGAAACAGGGCCAGCUGGUCCAGCCGGGCCACAAGGAGAACCCGGACCAGUGGGACCUCCAGGUCCACCUGGUCCUGCGGGACUUAAGGGUGAUAAAGGUGACCGUGGCGAUCGUGGCCUUACCACAACAAUCAAAGGUGAUGAAUUUCCAACAGGCAUCAUUGAGGGUCCACCCGGACCUCCGGGACCACCAGGACCACCUGGUGUACCCGGCGACAGAGGUGAAAUGGGUCCUGCUGGCCCACCCGGACCACCUGGUGAGAAGGGUCCACGCGGCAAACGUGGCAAGCGGAUAUUUGGUCCAGGCGGUGCUAAAGAUGAAGAUUACGAUGAUCCUCCAGUUACUUUGUUACGUGGCCCACCAGGUCCCCCUGGCAUACCAGGCAAAGAUGGCCGUGAUGGUAGAGAUGGUUCCAAGGGUGAACCCGGUGAGCCCGGUGAACCUGGCUCGUUGGGUCCCCGUGGCUUAGAUGGUCUACCAGGUGAACCUGGCAUUGAGGGCCCUCCUGGCCUUCCAGGUUAUCAAGGACCUCCCGGCGAAAAGGGAGAUCGUGGUGAUAUUGGACCCCCCGGCCUUAUGGGACCACCCGGCUUGCCCGGACCUCCCGGCUAUCCUGGCGUCAAAGGUGACAAAGGCGACCGUGGUGAUUCGAAGUAUCGUAAAAUGCGCAGACGUCAAGAUGAUGGCAUGGCGGAUGCUCCUCAUCAUAUGCCCACCAUUGAAUAUCUUUAUGGUCCUCCCGGUCCACCUGGUCCCAUGGGACCUCCUGGCCAUCCGGGUAAACCCGGUGAUAGAGGUUUGGAUGGCCGCAAAGGAGAUCCUGGUGAAAAAGGCACAAAAGGUGAUCAGGGUCCUAUGGGUCUGCCGGGUCCUAUGGGCAUGCGCGGCGACUCAGGACCUAUGGGUCCCUCUGGCAAAGCUGGUCUUCCGGGUCCACCUGGUCUAGAUGGCAUGAAGGGCGCUCAAGGUGAAACUGGCAUAAAGGGUGAACGUGGCGAUCCUGGUCUACCGGGUACCGAUGGCAUACCCGGCCAGGAGGGACCUCGCGGUGAAAAGGGCUCCCGAGGAGAUCCCGGUCCACCGGGUAAACGUGGCCGCAAAGGUGAUCGUGGUGAUAAAGGCGAACAAGGUGUACCCGGCCUGGAUGCCCCAUGUCCAUUGGGUUCUGAUGGCCUGCCAUUGCCGGGCUGUGGUUGGAGACCGCCAAAGGAAACGGUUAUCUCAACACCGGUGCACAAGGAUUAUCUGCCCGAUGUCACCGGUCCCGAGAGCAAUAAUGCCAGCGAUUAUGAACAGGAAGAAGAGGAGGAGGAACAAAAUGAAAACGAAGAUGAAUACGAUGAAUAUCAAGAUAAUUUACACAACGAUUAAAAUUAUUUUCAAUGGAAAAGAAAUUCGAAAAAAAGACAAGGCAAAGUAAACGAUAAACACAAAUGAAAGAAAUAGCUAAACACGGAGACAAUGCAAUGCAUCAUAAAUGUGCUAAAAGCCCCUUUUGCAGGCAACAAAGGAACGCUACACAAUAAUGUUUAACAAGAAUUACAAACAAACAAGAACAACAUCAAAAAACGAAAAAAAAAACAUCAGGGGCUCCCAUAAAACAAUGAUUCUGUUCUUGUCAUGUCAAACUCCCCCGGCCAUCAUAAAUCUCCGAACAUUCGACCAAGCCGACUUUGCUGCAUUUACAUUUAGCCAUGCGUUUAUCUCGCACACCAUCAAACCAUUAGCACCUGCUGUUUUUACACAUCUCCUCAACACCGAGUGACAUUUCCAAUUAACAGCCAAUUGAAAUGGAGUGGGAGGAAAAUAGGAAAAAAAAAAGAAAACUCUUAUUGUAUUUUUGUCUCUCUAACCCUUUUUAUUUAUUUUUAAUUUUUUUUAUUUAUAUAUUUGUUUACUAAUUUAAAUCACUAUCUUAACCCAACAACUACUAUAACAAAAACAACAACACCAAGCACCUUAGAACUCAUCGCCUAAAUGUUCGAUGUUUUGUUAUCUACUUCACGGUGGAGGCUGUAAUACUCUCUUAACACACAGACAACUGGGAAGAAUGGCUUAGGGAAGAGGUUAUACGCAUAAUCAAGAGUAUGCCAAAGAUACGGCGUAGAUAGAUUGCAAAAAAAUCCCCAGAAAACCUACAAAACCCUGCCCCUCUCUUGUCAAUCACCAAUCAACACAGAGCUUUAAAACACACACAGCUAAUGAAUUGAAGUGAAGAGCAGCUUUCAAAACACAACAACAACACCACACCAAUCUAUGCAAUAUUUUCUCGUUUUUAUUCCCACAAUUUAACAAAAAUUUUAAAUAUUUUUUUAGAUUUAAGAACAACAACAAUUGAAUAAAGAAUCUUUUCUAAGGAGAA